This is a messenger RNA of Anoplopoma fimbria (sablefish), 1118 nucleotides long. RefSeq names its product deoxyribonuclease I-like 1-like (gene dnase1l1l). Gene Ontology annotation, cellular component: nucleus. The record is from RefSeq and is a predicted model, not a curated record. The coding region runs from base 4 to 894 and encodes 296 amino acids. The transcript has 8 exons. NCBI's taxonomy places the organism in Eukaryota, Metazoa, Chordata, Actinopteri, Perciformes, Anoplopomatidae. Gene Ontology annotation, molecular function: DNA nuclease activity. Gene Ontology annotation, biological process: DNA catabolic process.
AAGAUGAGGACUGCAGUUCUGCUGUUUGUCGUGGGUUUGUGUGUGUUGAACGUCGCGUCUUCCCUGAAGAUCUGCGCCUUCAAUGUUCAGAGCUUUGGUGAAUCAAAGGCAAACAACAAGAAGGUUAUGGGGAUUCUUCUAAAGAUUCUUUCUCGGUGCGACUUGUGUCUCAUUCAGGAGGUCAGAGACUCUAAAGGAACAGCAAUCCAAGCUUUGGUUAAGGAUCUCAACAGCAGGUUUGACAAAUCCAACUCAUACUCCUAUUUGGAAAGUAAAAGACUGGGGAGGAAGACUUAUAAGGAGCAGUAUGUUUACAUUUACAGGAACAAUGUGCUGACGGUCAAAGAGCAUUAUCAGUAUCCUAAAGGAGAAGGAGAAGGAACCGAUGAGACAGAUGUUUUCUCCAGAGAGCCUUUCAUCGUUCGCUUUCACUCCCCAACGACAUUGGUGAAGGAUUUUGUCCUGAUUGGGCAGCACACCUGUCCAAGAAAUGCCAUGAAGGAGAUUGAUGAGCUGUAUACUGUCUUCAAAGGAAUUUACAAGAAGUGGAAGACUGAUAAUGUGAUGAUCUUAGGGGACCUUAACGCCGGUUGCAGCUACGUCACCAUCAAGGGCUGGAGAGCUGUGCGCUUGAGGAGUGACCCCAAAUUUCGCUGGUUAAUUGGAGAUGAGCAAGACACUACUGUCCGUGAGAAGUCGCACUGUGCCUAUGACAGGAUCGUUGUCCACGGACGUGAGAUUAUUUCCAGUAUAGUGCCAGGUUCAGCUCAACCGUUCAACUUUAAAAAGAAUUUCCACCUUACAGAGGAGGAGGCUCUUGAGGUGAGUGAUCAUUUUCCUGUUGAAGUUGACCUGAAGCCUAACCACCGCUACCUCCUCCGCAAUGAGCUGUAGGACAACCAGCAACACACCAGAAUGAUUUUAACUGAUUUUGUACUGGAUUUUAGUUGUCAAAAUAAAUCAAGGUUCCAACAAAAUAUUCACUGACAACAACAGUUCUUUUUUAAUGUCUCUAACUCAUCACCAAAGUGGCACUGUACUCUCAAUUAUAUUAGACACCAUAAACAUGAGUUGUUUCAGCAUGAAGGAACAACUGCUGCCGUUUAUAUUGUGCAUCU